Messenger RNA from Epithele typhae, 852 nucleotides. RefSeq lists its product as uncharacterized. The record is from RefSeq and is a predicted model, not a curated record. The coding region runs from base 1 to 852 and encodes 283 amino acids. The transcript is spliced from 6 exons. NCBI's taxonomy places the organism in Eukaryota, Fungi, Basidiomycota, Agaricomycetes, Polyporales, Epitheliaceae.
AUGCCGCCUCACUUCCUUCCGAACUCCGGAUCCACUGUCGUUUCUGCCCUCUUGCAGUCAAGCCAGGUUGUAUCGACUACAACCUCCGCUCUCCUUGCGUCGGGCACUCUGGCAUCCCUCGCGGGAUCAGCGCCUUCAUCGGCCGUUCAAGCUAUCGAGACCGACCUCAGCUUGUCGCUUAGCUCCUUCAAUCUCGUCAAACUGAUGCUCGGGCUGGCUGGGAGCACCACCGUAUACUAUGCAUUGUCGUUCGCCUUUCCCAGACAUGCCCCUCCGUCCGAACAGCGCAUCAAGAAGCUCGAAUCGAUCGUCAAGUACUGGCAGAACUGGGUGAUUGCCACCGAGGCCGACGCUCAAUUGAUGGAGGAGAUACGGCGCGAGGCUCCGGAACUCACCCGCUUUUUGAAGACGAAGUUCAAGGUGAUCGAAUCAGCAGUUGCACACUUGCGCGUCCAGGCUGAUGCGGAAGUCGAAAAUGCCCAUGCUCAGGCGCUGACCUCUACGGAAAGAUACCGCAAGAACAGUACUUUCUCGAACGAUCCCGAGGAUGUGUUUUUGCCCACUUAUGAAACGUGGGUCGCCGCGAUGGCGGCAAACCCCCCAGAAGGCUCCGCCGCUGAAGAGGAAGUGGAGGCAGCGAUUGCCCAGAUCGAACAAGAGGUCGAACAGGCACGCGCAGCGAUCAGUCACGUCGCCCAGCCCCUUCCGGAAGCAGGCCCUCAAGCCGAGGGCAACCACCGCCUUCAAGAAGCCGGGGAGGCUGCACUGGAACAAGCCAAGAUGAUGUUGCAAGGAUUCGACGAAGUCCGCGCUAUCGGCAAACCCGGAGGCGAGGUGCCCGUGCCUGUUUAG